Messenger RNA from Eremothecium cymbalariae DBVPG#7215, 1281 nucleotides. It is a transcript of the gene PRP46, whose product is annotated as mRNA splicing protein PRP46. Gene Ontology annotation, molecular function: protein binding. Gene Ontology annotation, biological process: mRNA splicing, via spliceosome. The record is from RefSeq and is a predicted model, not a curated record. Lineage: Eukaryota; Fungi; Ascomycota; Saccharomycetes; Saccharomycetales; Saccharomycetaceae. The transcript has a single exon. Gene Ontology annotation, cellular component: Prp19 complex; precatalytic spliceosome; catalytic step 2 spliceosome. The coding region runs from base 1 to 1281 and encodes 426 amino acids.
AUGACCGAUAAUUUCGAUGAAUUAUACAUGAAUUUGAGGUGGCGUAACCAGUUUGGGAAUAUGAGUGUGCUGCCAAGACAUGUUCAACAAGAAAUAGACUGUAGCAAAGGAGUUUUACAGCGAUAUGAUGAAUUCCAACAGCAGCUGAAGCGUGGGCAGCUGAAUGAGACAACCAGCUUGGUUAAAUUUGAUAGCGGAAGUCAAAAAUCGGCUCAGUUGCUUGAUAAAGUGUAUCAGGAACAAGCAGGUAGUAAUAUUCUAGGCAGACAGCAACAAGUUCUUCUACAGAGACCAGACUGGCAUGCGCCUUGGAAGCUGAUGAGGGUCAUCAAUGGCCACCGAGGGUGGGUUCGAUGUGUGAAGGUUGAUCCAGUAGAUAAUGAAUGGUUUGCAACCGGGAGUAAUGAUUCUACUAUCAAAGUUUGGGAUCUUGCCUCAGGGAAGCUGAAGGUGACACUACAAGGGCAUAUAAUGACCGUAAAAGAUAUUGCAAUAUCUACCAGACAUCCAUACAUGUUUUCAGCCAGUGAAGAUAAACUGGUGAAAUGCUGGGAUUUGGAAAAAAAUAUGGUAAUUAGGGACUUCUAUGGAACGCUAUCAGGGGUUUAUUCUGUAGAUGUACACCCAACGUUGGAUCUGAUUGUAUCUGCAGGAAGGGAUUCUGUGGUUCGUAUAUGGGAUAUCAGAAGUCGAACCUGUGUAAUGACACUAGCAGGCCAUAAAGGACCUAUAAAUAAGGCAAGGUGUCUAGCGGUAGAUCCUCAAGUUGUAAGUUGUUCUACUGAUGCGACAGUAAGACUCUGGGAUAUUACCGCGGGCAAAACUAUAAAGACGUUAACGCAUCAUAAAAGAAAUGUGAGGGAUAUUACGUUCAAUCCCGCCGAAUUCUCGUUCACAACUGCGUGCACAGACGAUAUAAGAUCCUGGAUGCUCCCAAAGGGCCAGCUACUAACGAAUUUCCAGUCCGAUUCUCUUGGCAUUAUUAACUCUCUCUCUUGUAACCAAGAUGGCGUAUUAUUUGCUGGAAGCGAUGAUGGCCAUCUUUCUUUCUUUGACUACAAAAGUGGACACAAGUACCAAUCUACACAAACUAUAGAGGUCCCUGGUUCCCUGGAGAGUGAAAGGGGCAUCUUAGCUAGUUGUUUCGAUGCUACAGGCUUGCGCCUAAUUACUUGUGAAAGAGACAAGAGCAUCAAAAUAUGGAAUCAAGACGCUGAUGCGUCGCCAGAAACGCAUCCUUCACUUCCCUGGGAUCCAACGAUAGUCAGCCAAAGAUUUUAG